AUGCUCAAAGGCGUAAAGCAGCUCUGGCCAUCGUCUGGCGCCGGCGCCGGCGCACAGCAACAGUCCAACGAUAACCCGGGUCAGACAUUGUCGCCCUCCAAUUCCUUCCAGAGCUUUGGCGGCCCUGCUGACCAAGCAACGCCGCGCGCCUCGGUCCAAGCCAACCCUUUCGACGCGCCGAACCACCAGGCUCCGCAAGCCAUUGCUGGUAACCACGGAGGCUUAGCCAAGGCUACGUCAGCGCUCACGCUGUCCGGCUCGCCCAGCGGCGGCAAUGCCGGCUUCCGCACACCAACCACCGUAGGCUUUGCUCCGAUGGGCACACCCGGCGCCGCGCCACCGACUACCCAGGUCACGAUCGGUGACACCCUCGGCGGAGCCGGUGGCGUGGGCGGCUUUGGCCUCCACGAGUCACCCAGGAUGCUCAAGGCGUUGAACAACAACGGCGCCAGCGGGACGCGCACCCCGCAGGACGGAACGGCGACGCCCGACGACCCAAUGCAGCCCUCGCAGUCGAUUCGCGGCACGCUCAACGUCAAGUUGAUCCAGGCCCGCGGGCUCCACGUCAACACUGACCAUGAACCGCAGCCCUAUGUGGUCAUGCAGUUUGAGCAGAACGAGUUUGUUUCGCGCACUCCGCAGCCAGUAUCGCACCCGUCACAUGUUCCCUUUACCCAGUCGCAGCCGCAGCCGCUGGGACGUACGUCGUCUGGAGGACUUGGGUCCAUUACUCGGGCAUUUGCGGGCGCGAUGGGCCGUGGAAAGGGCAAGGAUGGCGCGCGUACCCCAAAGCCAGAGGACGGAGGCGCCGGUUCGUGGUUUGGCAAACCUGGGCCAGGCGACCCGAUUUGGAAGGAAGAGGUCACUUUUGACCUCACCCAGUCGUCGUCCGUCGUCCUUGUGUCCAUGUAUGACAGGAACCAGGCUGGCGAGGGCUUCCUCGGCAUGCUGCAGAUCAAGCCUACGCUCAAGGACGGCUUUGCUGUCGACCAGUGGUACAAGCUGGGUACACGUGGCUCGGAGCAGGUCACAGGCGAGGUGUGGAUCCAGAUGACCUUCACUGCGGCGAGGACCAAGCUCCAUCUCAAGCCCAGCGACUUUGAGUUCCUCAAGCUCAUCGGACGCGGCACUUUCGGCCGAGUGUUCCAGGUGCGCAAGCGCGACACGAAGCGCAUCUACGCCAUGAAGGUGCUCUCGAAGAAGGAGAUUGUGGCCAAGAAGGAGGUUGCGCACACCAUCGGCGAGCGCAAGAUUCUCCAGCGCUCGCUCGAGUGCCCGUUCCUCGUCGGCCUCAAGUUCUCGUUCCAGACCGAGAAGGAGCUCUACUUUGUCACCGACUACAAGUCGGGCGGCGAGCUCUUCUGGCAUCUGCAGAAGGAGGGCCGCUUCUCUGAAGACCGCGCCCGCUUCUACAUUGCCGAACUUGUGCUUGCCCUCGAGCACCUGCACAAGUACAACAUUGUGUACCGGGAUCUCAAGCCGGAGAACAUUCUCCUCGACGCCACCGGCCACAUUGCGCUUUGCGACUUUGGCCUCUCAAAGCCAGACCUUACCAACGAUCAGCUCACCAACACGUUCUGCGGUACGACCGAGUACCUCGCUCCCGAGGUGCUGCUUGACGAGAAGGGCUACGGCAAGCACGUCGACUUCUGGUCGCUUGGCGUGCUCUUAUUCGAAAUGUGCUGCGGCUGGAGCCCAUUCUACGCCGAGCAGACGCAGGAGAUGUACCGUCUCAUCUGCUACGGCAAGAUCCGGUUCCCGAAGCAUGUUAUUGGUGAUGACGGCAAGCAGUUCGUCAAGGGCCUGCUCAACCGCAACCCUCAGAACCGUCUCGGUGCCAAGCGUGGUGCCGCCGAGCUCAAGGAGCACCCGUUCUUCAAGUCGAUCGACUGGGACUUGCUCUACAAAAAGCAGAUCACUCCUCCUUUCAAGCCGAUUGUCGACUCGGACGAGAGUGUGGCCAACUUUGACCCCGAGUUCACAAACUCGACCCUCGAGGAGGCUGGCAUCAACAUAUACGAGGACGAGGACUACAUGCCGCAGCCCGGCCGACACUCGUACGUCGGUCCUGGCGGCAGCCUCUCAAAGCCGUCGGGCAUGGGCAUGGCGAUCAACAAGUCCAAGCCUCCGGCGCAGGCGAUCAACGGCUCCCCGUUGACGAGCUCGGUCCAGGAGAACUUCCGGGGGUUCACGUACACUGGCGAGUCACUUGUUCCGCAAUCCUUCCUCGGCGAGCACGGUAUGGACUACGUCGAGGAGGAGGACAACGAGGAGGCCGUCGAGGACGACGACGAGUACUCUGACGAGGAGAGCAUGGAGGGGCAGCGCACUCGCCGACAGUCUGAUGUCGAGAUGGAGCAUUAG
Molecule: messenger RNA, 2364 nt
Organism: Cutaneotrichosporon cavernicola
Lineage: Eukaryota; Fungi; Basidiomycota; Tremellomycetes; Trichosporonales; Trichosporonaceae
Gene: SCH9
Exons: 6
Coding region: 1-2364 (787 amino acids)
Biological process (GO): protein phosphorylation
Cellular component (GO): nucleus; cytoplasm
Molecular function (GO): protein serine/threonine kinase activity; ATP binding
Source: RefSeq, a predicted model, not a curated record